Molecule: messenger RNA, 1116 nt
Organism: Heterobilharzia americana
Lineage: Eukaryota; Metazoa; Platyhelminthes; Trematoda; Strigeidida; Schistosomatidae
Source: the annotation of a GenBank genome assembly
AUGAAUACUGGCUUUAGUCUUGGCAUCGCUUACGCAUCUUCAAUAGGUGGCAUAGUGACGACGAUUGGAACGCCACCAAACUCUAUUCUCCAAGGACAAGUCCUAAGCCGUUACGGUCCCUCAACAGGUUUGGAUUUCGGCAGAUGGAUGGGUUACGCCUUCCCACUUUCAACUUUCAUGCUCCUAUUCACUUGGUUGUGGUUAUGCUUCCUGUUUAUUGGUCCAAAAAGCCGUUUUACCUGUAAGCAAUCAGAAAAGAGGAAGAAACUAAUGGUUCGUUUACUCGCAGCAGAAGAACAGAAACUUGGAUCAUUAAAGUAUUGUGAAGUAUUAUCUGCAUCUUUUUUUGUGGUCGUUACAAUACUGUGGAUGACGCGAAGGGUAGGCACAUCUGGAUGGGAAAAGCUGUUUAUCGACCCAUCGAACCCUAAACCAGAAACCUACAUAACAGACAGUGCAGCAGCUAUUUUCAUGUCCAUUGUCGUGAUGAUCACACCAGCAUCUAAUCCAAUCACGCUCUGGAAACACUGGAAGCACUGCUAUGAAACUAAAACUGAGCCAGAUCCAGAAAUAAUUCGUACUCUACUUCCUUGGAAGGUUGUAUUACAGAAAUUUCCAUGGGGCGUGAUUUUGGUGGUUGGAGGCGGUUUUGCACUUGCAACUAUUAUGGAGACCUCAGGUUUGACCAGUGAUAUUGGACGUUACCUGGGUGAACACUUGAAAUACGUUGACGUGACGCUUUUAAAUUUUGCUUGCGUAUUUAUAACCGCGACUAUGACUGAAUUUGCAUCCAAUGCAGCAACAGCCUCUAUUGUAUUACCAAUUGUAUAUGGAUUAUGUGAAGGACUUGGGAUACAUCCAUUCAUAAUAGCCUUCCCUACCACUAUUGUGACGUCUUUUUCAUUCGCACUUCCUGCGGCUACUCCCCCAAACACAAUCGUUUUUGCUAAAGGAAGAGUCCGAGUGAGACAUAUGAUAGCAGCUGGGAUCCUCAUGAACGUAGUUGGCUGUCUCGCUGCAAUCGGAGCGGUAUCUAGUUAUGCAGUGCCAUUGUUUGAAUUAAAUUCUGUACCACAGUGGGUGUACGAUGCUAUGAACUCUACACAGAUAACAUAA